This is a messenger RNA of Dicrocoelium dendriticum, 2445 nucleotides long. The record is from the annotation of a GenBank genome assembly. Lineage: Eukaryota; Metazoa; Platyhelminthes; Trematoda; Plagiorchiida; Dicrocoeliidae.
GUCCUUGAAUGCAUGACCUGCUUAUAAAUUCAAUGGUGUUUCCGUGACCUUUUCAAAAAGUAUCUAAUCGUCGCAGAUAUGCUCGUCCCCGCGCUUUGUCUUUUGAGUGCUCUUCUUUCAUUUAAUUAUGCAAACGAACUUCGUGUCAUCACUGUUGCUACCGAUGAUAACGAUGCAUUGGCAAGAUUUCUGAGAUCUGCAGAACGUUAUCUAUUUGAUGUGAAGGUACUUGGACUUGGAACUGUAUGGAGUGGUGGUGACAUGGCAAAGUUUGCAGGAGGCGGUCAGAAAGUCCGGAUGCUCAGAAACUACCUCGAUACACUAGACGAAAAAGACGACUCUUUGAUUCUCUUUGUAGACGGAUAUGACGUGGUGUUUACGGAUAAAAAGAACAGGCUACUUGAAGAAUAUCACAAGCUUGGUUCAAAAAUUUUGUUUGGAGCGGAAGAUUUCUGUUGGCCACUAAGAAAUCUCGAGAAGUUGUAUCCCAUCGUUGGUCCUAACGAGAAGCGGUUUCUGAACUCCGGUGCCUUUAUUGGCCCAGUAUCAUACAUACGAAAACUCGUUUCCAUGGCCGAUAUCGCGGACGAGGAUGACGAUCAAUUGUACUACACAAACAUCUUCUUGAAUGAGGUCGCACGUAAGGAACUGGAUAUAGCCUUGGACAAAUCGUCGGCAUUAUUCCAAAAUCUGAAUGGAGCUCUGUCUGAAGUCGAGUUACUGUUCAAUGAAACUACCGGGUACCUGCACAACACAAAAACCAACACCAACCCCAUCGUCAUCCAUGGAAAUGGCCCGAGCAAGAACCAACUCAACGCAUUGGCAAAUUAUUUGGCACAUCAAUGGACACCGACCAGAGGAUGUCAGCAUUGCUCAGAAAACAACAUUGAACUAGGUGAUCCAAAGGACUACCCCAUCAUACAGAUGAGCCUUUUCAUCGAACAAGCCACACCGUUCUUGGAUGUCUUCUUUGAAAGGAUCGCCGCUCUCAGCUAUCCGAAGGACCGCAUACACCUGACGGGUCACGUAGCGAAAAAGGCUGAGAUUCAGCGUCCACUGACGCAUACAUUCAACGCAACUUAUGGGCAUCAGUACCGAACCAGCGUUUGGUUUGACCCAGAAGACAUAACGGACGAUGGAGCGGCCUACGACAGAGCCUUCUCGUACUGUUUGGCCGUAGAAGACUGUCAGUUCUUGUUUGUUGUGGACAGCACAGUUCAGCUUACCGCUACAGACACUUUAGAACACUUGGUUCGCAUGAACCGUUCUAUGAUUGCUCCGAUGUUGAGCCGAAGAGAGAAGUUGUGGUCAAAUUUCUGGGGUGCGCUCUCUCAAAAUGGUUACUACGAACGUUCCAAUGAUUACAUCGAUAUAGUGGAAGGAAAACAAAGGGGCAUAUGGCAUGUGCCUUUCAUACGAGAUGUCUACCUUGUGUCGCGUUGGGCGAUGCGACUGCUGGCUGAAACUAAACUGGAAGGUAGCACCGAAAUGGACAUGGAGAUUGCACAGAGAGCUAGAGAGAAGAACAUCUUUAUGACAGUGGACAAUCAGAAGCCAUUUGGUUACCUGAUUUUCGCGGAUAAAUACACCACGAAUCACGUGAACAACGAUUUAUGGCAGAUAUUCGACAAUCACUUGGAUUGGGAGGAACAGUAUGUACAUCCGGAGUAUUCCCGCUUGCUUGAUCCAAACGUGGGGAUGGAAGAUAUACUGCAACCUUGUCCCGAUGUGUUCUGGUUCCCGCUAGUGAGCGAAAAAUUCAGCGCCCAGCUAAUAAACGAAAGCGAAUCCGCUAACAUGUGGUCGGAUGGAUCGAAUCAAGAUCCGCGUCUGGAAGGUGGGUACGAAAAUGUUCCCACGCGGGAUAUUCAUAUGAGGCAGUUGGAAUGGGAAGAGCAUUGGCUGCAUUUCCUCCAGAAGUAUGUGCACCCUAUACAAAAAAAGGUUUUUCAAGGUUACGACGAUAAGCCAUGGGCACGUAUGAACUUUGUGGUUCGGUAUAAGCCGGAUGAGCAAGCAUCGCUGAGGCCGCACCACGACGCGUCAUCUUACAGUCUCACCAUUGCUCUGAACCAACCCGGAGUCGAUUAUGAGGGCGGUGGUACUCGGUUUGUGCGAUACAACUGCUCGGUGGUGAACACCAAAAUCGGGUGGACUACCAUCUUCCCUGGAAGGGUCACCCACCUGCACGAGGGUCUCACAACCACUGCUGGGACCCGGUACAUCUUCGUUACCUUCGUGAAUCCGUGAAGCCCAGAUGCAUCUAUGCUGGGACCGAUCAUUUUCCCGUUUCCUCUUGUAACCACUUUUGCAUGAACCUGACUUUAUUCAAAAUUAUUGUACUCAUACUAUUUCCAAUAGCGACCAAUAAAUAUGGUAAUUGAGUUGCUUAAAAUUGGUAAAGACACACUAAUGCUUAUAUUAAAAUAAACCAUAGGCGUACAG